AUGUCUCUAUAUGAAUGCUCCGGUUGUACCGAGUCCAUUCGUCCCGACAAGGCUCGCAUCCAAUGCCACAUAUGUACCGACUACAAUCUUUGCGCCAACUGUUUCGUCAUUCAAAACAUAAGCCAAACGCACCAGAGCAGUCAUCCCACCGCCAUCUUCAAAACGAGCGGAACCACGACCCCGGCCAUCCCGCCUCCCUUUCCCCCUCGUCCCGUCCCGCUUCUCCCUCCUCGAAAAGAUACCCUCACCACCCCGCCCAAAAAAGUCGAUCUCCCAACCGCAAACUGGGGCGCCCUGUGGGAUAUCGUAAAACCCAGUAGGAAAGCCUCAAAAGGUAGCUCCGGCUCGCAAAAAGGUUCCGCUUCCGGUGCUGGCCUGGGUGAUCUCAUCUCCAUUCAGCUGCCUGUAAAUGAGGAUGCUUUUACCGCGGGUCCUUUAUGUGAUAAUAACAAUUUGAGUUAUUCCAAUUCGCCCAUUACAAAAUUAAGACCCGAUUUACCUAUUAGACCGGUGAAAAUUGAAUUAGAAGCUUUUACCAAUCCGUAUGCAUCAAUGGCGCCACCGGUGCCUUCGGAGUGGGGUCCAUUUUUUCAGAAAGAUGGAACGGCAAAUGGGAUUUUUGUUGAUUUGAUGACGACGAUAUUUUUGUGUUUGGAUGUUGAAGAGACGAAUGAGUUGAGGCCGGAGGUUUGGAGUGCUUUUUUGGAAAUGCAGGGGGUGGAGAUGGAGAAUAAUAUUUGGCAAAAAACAUUAUACACAACAGGUGGACCACAAAAUCAAGAAAUCGCCGACUUGGAACUCGGCAUCUUUUUCAAAUGUAAUGAGAUUUCUCACACCCUCUCAGUGAGACACGCCUCGAAUCUACCCCCUCCAUCUCCAUCCCCCACAGCAGGAGAGAGAAUCCGAAGAUCCAUCAGUCUGGGGGCCAAUAUGCCCAUGUUAAGUCGACAGGGAUUUAUCGAUGUUAUGGGGAUGGAAAUGUUGAGGGAUCCGGAUGAGGGACAUAAGAGGUUGAGUGGGGUGGUGUCGGAUUAUGCGAUUUGGAAGGAGUUGGGGGCGGUGCCGAGGAGUUGUUUUUUGGAGAGGAAGGUGGAGAAGGGGGGGAGGGCGAAGAGGAAGAGUUUGUUGGAGAUGAGUGAGGAGAAGGAGGAGGUUGAGAGGAGGAUUAUGGAGGGGAUGUUGAGGGGGGUUGGGGAGGGGAAGGAGAGGGAGAGGGGGAAGGAGGGGGAGAAGAAGGAGAAGGAGAAGGAGAAAUUGGGGAAUAUGAAUACGAGUAAUAAGAACACUAAUCCGGAUCUCGGGAAGAAAGAGUUAAAUGACUCAAAAGCAAAUAUAUCUCCACCUGAAAAUUUCGCACUUCACAGCUCAGACGAAGAUGAAACUUUUACAGAGGGAUUACGAAUUCAUAUGGAAGAAGUGGAUUUAGUAGGUGAGGAGUUGGAUUUAGAUUUGGAUGUGGAUGUGGAUUUGAAUGUUGAUUUAAAUGUGGAUUUGGGUGUGAAGGAGGUUGUAGAUGCGAAAGUGAAAGGGAAAGGGAAUGGAGAUGUGAAGGUGGAUAGGUAG
Sclerotinia sclerotiorum 1980 UF-70 is the source of this 1563-nucleotide messenger RNA. RefSeq lists its product with no specific name. Bases 1 to 1563 code for a protein of 520 amino acids. The transcript is spliced from 2 exons. The record is from RefSeq and is a predicted model, not a curated record. Gene Ontology annotation, molecular function: zinc ion binding. NCBI's taxonomy places the organism in Eukaryota, Fungi, Ascomycota, Leotiomycetes, Helotiales, Sclerotiniaceae.